Gopherus evgoodei (Goodes thornscrub tortoise) is the source of this 4204-nucleotide messenger RNA. RefSeq names its product beta-ureidopropionase 1 (gene UPB1). Bases 2711 to 3862 code for a protein of 383 amino acids. Gene Ontology annotation, molecular function: beta-ureidopropionase activity. Lineage: Eukaryota; Metazoa; Chordata; Testudines; Testudinidae. The record is from RefSeq and is a predicted model, not a curated record. The transcript has 11 exons.
UACUUGAAUCUCUGCUAUGAUAAUAUAGUUAUAGUGAAAACAAGAAUGAAUUUAACUAAGCAAAGUGAUAGUCCUAAACUGAAUCUUACAAGCUUGAGUGUACUAUUCCUUUGGGAACAGCAGGCCUGGUGAUUUGUGUGAGUGUUCACUGGAUAAGGGGCUGGAUGCUGCAGAGAAUGCUCUGAGUAUUCAGGGGUUGGUGUGUGCCUAUCACUACCUGUACAGAGAGAGCAAGGCCUGGAAAGUAGUGUUUUGCUGCUAAAGGCUGGUGGUUUCAGGGCACAGAUCCACAACAGGCGCAGACAAAACUAUUUUGUGCUAAGGGCAGGCAGUGGUGAGGUGCCUCACAACCCUGGGUACCAUCACAGGAGAGCAUAUGGGCGGAUCUGCAAAGGCUGGCAUUUCUAAAUGCAGAUGACCCCUGGAUUCUUUUUGUUUACAUUAAAAGUUAAUAUAAGUUACUCUUCCCUUGCAAAUAUUUAAGAGGCUUAAUAUUUAACUUAGUUAACAUUUGCUAUUAUCAGGGUUUUCAAGUGCUGUGUGUUGCCAUGUGUCACAGACUCACAGGUCAUGCCCACUCUUGGCCCCGUACAGUCCCUGAAGGGAACCCCCUUCAGUGUGACAGCUUUUUUCAGGGGUCCACUCGCACUUGGGGGUUAAGCCCCUCCACCUCUUGGAACCACACCUCUCUGAGCCUUUGGCACACCUGUCUCUUGCCAUGGGCCCCUUCAGGGAGUCCACUUGCUCUGGAACCCCGGGGCCACCACUCUCAGAGGGAAUAAUGCAACCCUGUUCUCUAGACCGGAGCAACUCUCAUCCAGCGUAAACCAGGAAGGUUUACUGAGCGUGUGAACACAGAAUAGGAAACUCUUAGGGCCCUCAGGCCUGGCCUCCCUCAGCAUAGUACAUCUAAAUCUCUCCUGCAUCCUUCUCUCCCUCUCCAGUCCAGAGACCUCCUGCUUUCCAAUGGGGCAUCCGAUAUCACCUGCCCCCAAGCACCGCCUCUGUCCUUUGUCUUCUGUCCAGGUAAACAAGGUCACCUGGGCCUCCUCUCCUCUCAGCCAUCCUUUGUUCCCCACUGGCUGAAACCAGCUGGUCAGGUCACUGGGGUCUUCUCUCCGCAGCCCAUUGUCCUCCCAUUGGCCAGAACUGGCUGUGUCAGCCAAGCUGGGCCUCCUGGUCACUAGGUCACCAGUCACUGGGGUAUCCAUUUUCCUGGCCAUUGGCUGGGGUCCCAAGUUCCAUCGCUAGGCCUCUGUAACAAUGAACUCCCUCUCCCAUCACCUCAUUGAACCAGUAAAACCCAGGGAAACCGAGUCCCACCCCCUCUGCAUGCAAACCACUGAAAAAAACCAAGAAAAUCCCCACUUCGUUACACCUUGUCUUGUAGGAGACUUAAAGAAAAGAUUCUAAAAGUCAUAGUUUUGAUCUAUUAAGACAUUUGUAACAGUCACUGGACUCUGUAAUCAGUCUUCUCAUGGGAACAAAAUGCUUACAUAUUAUUCAUUUCACAAUAACACCUUGAAGCACAAAACAUAGCCAGUAGUUAUUGACUCUGGUGGGAAUAAUGAGGUUUAAACAGGCUGGCCUUUUGGUACUUACUAAAGGAACUAUCCUUUAUUCAUACCCACUGUUCCUUGUCUCAGAUAGGUGUUUAAAUAGAGGCUGGUACAUUGCCUCCUUAUUUUGUCUGAGCUGUCCUUUGUAUGGUAGAUUGAUUCUGGCUCUGGGAUGAUUUUCCAGUGAUAACCUGGGGCUCAAAGCCAAGCUGAGGACUAGGUUAAUCAUUACUGUUUCUGGCUGCUGUGUGGUGUCUUUUUGCUAUUAAAAAUUAUACACACAAUGAGAUGCAUGACAUUUUGUGUAAACUAUGAUACUCCCUCUUUUCCUCGCCUGCUCAUAUUGUAGAUUUGCUUACUGGGCAUCUAAAAAGUUCUUAAGUGUGUGUUGUGCCCGUGUUCUGGUUCUAGGUUAGCAAGGGAUUAGAGGCUGAAGGGGCCAACUGGAACCUGUGACCAUCUUGUCUGAUCUCUUGUAUAACACAGGCUAUAGAACUUCCCCCAAAAUAGUGCCCAGAGCAGAUCUGUUAGAAAAACAUCCUGGGCAUGGCAGGGACCGUCGCCCCUUAGUGACUCUAAGGGGAAGAGGGGGUAAACGGAGGGCCUGCCUGGCUCCGGGGGGUUGGUAGAAGAUGCAGCCGUUCAGUGCUGGGGGCCGGUUCCACUCCAGUGCAGGCUGCUUUCUACGCAGCGACAGACUAGGCCAGAGGGGCACAUCCCAACCAGCCCUUGGUGGGCAGCCACAAAGGGGUGCACAGGCCAUGGAGAUGGGUGGUGCCCCUACCCCACCCCACCCCACCUCUAUGGCGGUGCUACUCCCAGGGUGCUGUGAGCAGCAGGGUGGAGGGGCCCUGGGAGCCACGCUGGCACUGCUCCUGCCCAGGCUGCUGCCAGUGGAUGAACAUCUCCGUGACCCCACCCGGCCUCACACGUCUAACCCCACAGCAGGCCCCUCCCUAGCAGGGGAACGCGCCAAAACCCCUCUGGGGGGAAGAGGCGGGGGCGUGUCUCCCGGGCCACGGGUCCCAUUUGCUGGGCGUGUUCGGGCUGGCCGCCCCGGGGAGGGGGGGUAACGGUCACUUAGCCUGCCCGCUCCCGUGCAGUCCGCUCAGCUGUCGGCCACCGCUGCCUCCCUCGUCCUCGGAGCCGCCAUGGCGGGGAGUCUAGAUUCGCUGGAGAAAUGCCUGGAGCGGCACCUCCCGCCCGAGGAGCUCGGCGAAGUGAAGCGGAUCCUCUACGGCAGCCUGAGCAGAAAACUGGCCUUGCCGGCUGCGGCUCUGUCGGCUGCGAGCCAGAGGGCGUUUGAGCUGCAGGGCUGUGGAUUUGGAGCUGCGCCCGAGCAGCUGAGGCAGCCCCGUGUGGUUCGAGUGGGGCUGGUUCAGAAUCAAAUCCCCCUGCCCACAGACACACCCGUGGCGGAACAGGUGGCUGCACUGCACAGGCGAAUAGAGGAGAUCGUGGAGGUGGCUGCAAUGUGUGGGGUCAAUGUGAUCUGCUUUCAAGAGGCUUGGACUAUGCCCUUUGCAUUCUGUACAAGAGAGAAGCUUCCAUGGACUGAAUUUGCUGAGUCAGCAGAGGAUGGUCUCACAACAAGGUUCUGUCAGAAGCUGGCAAAGAAGCACAAUAUGGUUGUGGUGUCUCCAAUUCUGGAGAGAGAUGAUGUACAUGGAGGAACUUUGUGGAACACUGCAGUGGUGAUUUCAAACUCUGGAUCUGUCCUUGGGAAGAGCAGGAAAAAUCACAUUCCAAGGAUUGGAGAUUUCAAUGAGUCUACUUACUAUAUGGAGGGCAACACAGGGCACCCUGUGUUCCAGACUCAGUUUGGAAGGAUUGCUGUGAAUAUCUGUUUUGGGCGCCAUCACCCCCUGAACUGGCUCAUGUACAGUCUAAAUGGAGCAGAGAUUAUCUUUAACCCUUCAGCUACUACUGGAGAACUCAGCGAGUCACUGUGGCCAAUUGAAGCAAGAAAUGCAGCUAUUGCUAACCACUGUUUUACAUGUGCCAUAAACCGAGUUGGAACGGAAUACUACGUGAAUGCAUUUACAUCUGGAGAUGGUGGGAAAGCCCACCAUGACUUGGGAUAUUUUUAUGGCUCGAGUUAUGUGGCUGCGCCGGAUGGCAGUCGGACACCUGGACUGUCUCGCACACAGGAUGGGCUUUUGGUGGCUGAAGUGGAUCUAAACCUUUGCAGGCAAGUCAGUGACAAAUGGAAUUUUAAGAUGACUGGUAGAUACGAGAUGUAUGCAGAGGAACUCAUGAAGGCUGUCCAGCUUAACUUUGCACCCAAUAUUAUUAAAGAGUAGCUGUGGCGGUGUCCUCUGGUAGGAGAGCUCUCACACCAAGUGGGAUAAAAAUGUCAACACUUAAAGGCUUUGUCUGAGACCUUCUGACACAUGUAGUCUCCUUUUCUUUGGAUGCUGAAUCAGUCAUAUGGUUCAGAAGAGUAUCAGGAAUACAAGCAUUGACUCUUGGUACUUCCCAAAAGGAAGUGCUAGAUAAGGAACUGACUGUAUUUCCCCUCACUUCACGAUAACUUUACAUUGUCACAAGUAGCUGAAUGCCUGUGCUGUCACACAGGUGUAAUUUGUUAAGUCAUGUUUAUGAAAAAGCCAAAAAUUGCUCUAAAUAAAAACUGCCAUCAGCUA